This is a messenger RNA of Castor canadensis (American beaver), 945 nucleotides long. RefSeq names its product olfactory receptor 52M1-like. Gene Ontology annotation, cellular component: plasma membrane. Gene Ontology annotation, biological process: G protein-coupled receptor signaling pathway. Lineage: Eukaryota; Metazoa; Chordata; Mammalia; Rodentia; Castoridae. Gene Ontology annotation, molecular function: G protein-coupled receptor activity; olfactory receptor activity. The record is from RefSeq and is a predicted model, not a curated record.
AUGGGACCAGCCAAUGUAUCUCAAGUGUCUCCAAACACCUUCUUGCUGAUGGGCAUCCCAGGACUAGAGCACCUGCACGUCUGGAUUGGGAUUCCUUUCUGCUCCAUGUACGCAGUGGCUGUGGUGGGGAAUGUGACCAUCCUGGCAGUGGUGAGAGCAGAGCGAAGCCUCCACGAGCCCAUGUUCCUCUUUCUGUGCAUGCUCUCAGUCACAGACCUGGUCCUCUCCUCAUCUACACUGCCACGCAUGCUCUGUCUCUUCUGGCUUGGCGCCCAUGACAUUGCCUUUGAUGCUUGCCUGGCUCAAAUGUUCUUCAUCCACAGCUUUAGUGCCUUAGAAUCAGGCUUCUUCUUGGCCAUGGCCAUCGACAGGUUUGUGGCCAUUUGUGCCCCACUGCGCCAUGCCACGAUACUCACCCACAGUCGCGUUGCUAAAAUGGGUGCAGUUGUGGUACUCCGAGGUGUAGUAUUGUUUUCCCCACAUCCCAUCCUGCUCAAGCAGCUGCCCUACUGCAGGACUCGAGUCAUUGCUCACACCUACUGUGAGUUCAUGGCCGUGGUGAAGCUGGCAUGUGUGGACGCAGGAGUCACCAAGCGAUACAGCCUCGGUGCAGCCCUUGGUAUUGGUUUCUGUGAUUGCGUUUUAACUGCCUUCUCUUAUGUCCUGAUCCUCCGUGCUGUCUUCCGUCUUCCAUCCAAAGAAGCAAGUUUUAAAGCUCUAGGAACUUGUGGUUCUCAUGUCUGUGUCAUCUUUGUUUUCUAUUCAACAUCUGGUUUCACCUUCCUGACCCACCGCUUUGGGCACAGUGUGGCUCCCCACAUUCAUAUCUUCAUCGCCAAUAUGUACCUUCUAGUUCCACCCUUUCUUAACCCCAUUGUUUAUGGUAUAAGGACAAAGAAAAUUAGAGACCAUGUUCUUAGUUCUCUAAGGAUAAAAGUUUCUUGA